This is a messenger RNA of Effrenium voratum, 321 nucleotides long. The record is from the annotation of a GenBank genome assembly. Lineage: Eukaryota; Dinophyceae; Suessiales; Symbiodiniaceae.
AUGGACCGCCGCGUCACCAACCUGGAGGACUGCCUGGAGGACAAGCUCUAUGACCUGGUGCGCCUGGAUGUGAACAAGCACGCGGCCAUGCAGACGGGGCAUCUCCAAGAGAUGGAGCAAAAGGUGGAGAAAUUGGUGCACACCCUGCACACGCCUUCGGGUCAUGAGAGCGCGUCCUUGUACCAACCCCCUGGGCCCUUGGGCAGCCGCGACACCUGGCGCCAGCAGUUCCGGUCCGCGCUGAACGACUCCACCUACGUGAAGCGUGCGCUGCAGACCAACAGCCGCCUCGACCUCUCAGAUUCGACUGCACGGCCUUGA